This is a messenger RNA of Mycotypha africana, 2215 nucleotides long. RefSeq lists its product as uncharacterized. Lineage: Eukaryota; Fungi; Mucoromycota; Mucoromycetes; Mucorales; Mycotyphaceae. The transcript is spliced from 10 exons. The record is from RefSeq and is a predicted model, not a curated record. The coding region runs from base 57 to 1955 and encodes 632 amino acids.
CUAUUAGAAGCCAUUAUAAUCUUGGCAUUUCGAAGUUUACAAAUGGAGAUCUCACAAUGACCAAAGUCAAUCAUAAAAUCUAUCCUGUGGCAGUUAUCACUGAAAAAGUACACCAUAGUAUCAUAAACAGCUUGCAUUUGAUAGCUUCAAAAAGCAACGUUAAAAUUGAUUACAAUUUCAAAGAAAGAUUUUUUGAGAUCACAGCAGAAAACGAAGAAGACUGUGAUCAAGCUAAUGAACUCAUUUGUUCAAGACUGCUUCCCCUGUUGAAUGAAUACGUUGACGCAUUCAGCUUGACAGGAACCUUUGAGAACCUAGAUCUUCUCAACAAAACUUAUCAAGGACCUGCCACUGAUAAACAACGCGGCGACAUAAUACAUGGAAAGCCUUUGGAAAUGCAUCUGAAGGAAUUAGAAAUGGACAUGGAUAAUUCUGAAGAAGAUUUAUUGAAAUUUGAAUCGGGCGAACUCGAACAAGAGCAUAUCUUUACCAUUGAACCCAAAGUUCAUGAUAUUGAGGAUAUUCUUAUUGGACCCCCUCAGUUCAAUAUGUUGAAUGCUGAAUACAUUAAUUUAAUCCCAAUGGAGACGGGAGCCGAUUGUGCGGUAAUAUCAAAUAGAAGUAUUUCCAUUACUGGUAAUGCUUCAUCCGUUGCUGCUGCAUUGAAGAUGCUCCAAGUAGUUCAAAAAACUUAUUUAGGACAAAAAUAUGUGAAAUCAUUUACUUGUGUAAAUACCAGCAAGAAAUCUCAUUUCGGGUUAUAUUAUUGUAACCUUUCGACAUACAAAAAGCUGGCGUAUCUACCUCAAACCUUGGCUGAUCACCUAUUAGACUAUCAAUAUGUAUUGUUAGCUGUGCCAGUUGAUCACUUUUGUGAAUAUGGUAUACCAAAGGAUUUGUUAAUUGAAGAUACGCUAAGUGUUUCCAAGCAUAGAGCUAUACAAAAAUUGAAGCAAAGCAGCAGGGGUGAUUUCUCGAAAACAUAUUUCUUUUCUCGAGAUCAACCUAUUUCGCUGGACGAUUAUAACUACAAACAUAUUAGCCGUGUUUUAAGAGAAGCUAUUGAAUCUGUUAAGGGGUUUAAAGGACUAAUUACACUUUCCGCAAAACUUGGUAAAAUUUUAUGGUCAUCGCCAGUGGCCGAUAUACAAGAAAAAGUUUGGCAUUUUAUGGAUAUAGAAACUGUUUUGAGGGAUCAAUUCGAAGCUAGACCACGGAUUACUGACAUGCUAACAUCUGAUGAUGCUAUCAUAACGGUUGUUUGGAAAGCCCUCUUUGAUGAUAUAACAGACAAUAUCAAAACUACGGCCCAUUCGACUUAUGAGUUUCACUGCCUGGCAAGAAAUCGACCCAAAGCUGCUUACACAAAAACAAUAAUGACAAUGAAGGAAGGUUGCUUUUGGUUUGAAAAAGUCAUCAUUAACGAUAAGAAUUCGGCAGUGAUUAAUAGUGUCUGCUUGGAGAAGAUUUUCGAUUAUCAGAUCCAGCUAAACACACAAAUGCUUACUCGUACAGAUGUUAAACCAUUCAGAACUUUCGCAAGGACAAUUUCCUUUUGCCCUGUAUCAAGCACUAUGAAGUUCUCUAAUGUACCUCAUUUCUUAAUGGUCAACAGUUUACUUUUAAAAAAGGUCAAAAGUAUUAAGAGUAGCAGUUUCAGUCCCUUCAUUAUCGACAUUAUCCGUACUGAAAAAGUGCCACUAAAGAGUGUCCCCGGUGUCGGAAUUGUGGCCUCUCUUGGUCAAGCAGAAGAGGUCGCAUACGAUAUCGUUAUACGUAACGAUGAACUCAAUUCCAUUUUCAAGACUAACUUAGAAUUAGGCUUCUGCGAAGAAGCUUUAUGGAAUGUCAAUGAUAUUCUAGGCCUGAACUCUGAGAAAGAUGAUGUUAUUAAAGCUUACCUGUCCAUUUUAAACAAAAUAACUGACAAGAUCGAUAAAGCAUUGAAUUCUUAGAUAAUAGCUUAUUUAAAACAUUUUUAUACUAAUAUACUUGUUCCGAUAGAUGGAGCCUUUGUAUGUUACAAUUUAUCUACCAUUAAAAUCAUUUGCUGCCAUUUGCCACUCCUGUGUAUAAUAAAACUUACAGCAACUCCUGUUCCAUUAUCGCCGUCCUUUAAGCCAAAAUGCUGUCACUACUAGAUUUCCAGUUGUCGUAUACUUCAAGUAUAUUAUCUGAUUCGCAUUGACUAAACUGCUCACAAAGCUUUGACUGA